UUAUAUUAAUACCGGUUGCCACUUACCAUGUUUACAAUUGAUUUGUUUCUCGCAAAAAAAUAAACUUUUGUUUGUUCAAUAUUAGCGAUGGACGAUACAGCUAUCGAUAGUAUCGAUUGCUGACAAAUUUUUGCCGAGAACCAAUUGGUUCACCAGCACCCCACCAACCAGUUCCAUAAGUUCAAUAUAUCACAUAUCGAUAUCAAAGUUUGAAAUUAAUUUCAAAAUGAUUUGGACUAAAUUUUUAAUUAUAUAGAUCUACAAAUAUAUCCCUUGUGCCCAAGGGGAUAUUCCCUUGGCACCAAAUGAACGUCCUACUGACUUUUAAUGUUUUAUAUCUAUUGGAAAAUAUAUACUGCACCAUUGACCCACAUAGCGCCGUUUCUACUGGAAACGCGUCAUGGAGACCACCCAAAUCAUUUGUUAAAAAAAGAAACUAGGUGAAAAAUCUGUAUACAAACAGUUUAUUAGAGAUAAUCACUGUAGCAAAAUGUUACUAGAUGCUCCAGAAAGACCCCCUCGAUCUCUACGGUACGUGGAGGAUGCUUUCGAUCAGAUCAGUAAAAGGAGAAACAUUCGGGACAUAGUAAUUCUCAACGAUCUGGGGCAUCCGGUAAAGAGUACUAUGGGUCACGAUGACUCCGUUCAGUUUGCUGGACUUUUCCAGGCGAUUCGCGCACGACUGGAGCGAGGGAUGAAGAUAAUUGAUCCCACAGAUGAACUUUUAAUGCUAAGAGUACGUACAAAAACCAACGAUGUGCUGCUAACGCCAGACUCCAAAAUCACAGUUAUUGUCGUACAAAACGCCCAGAAUGAUUUCCAAAGAUAAUUGAUUCUAAAAUAAAAUUUAAUUGUACCUGACACUAUAAAAUCUGUUAGA
Drosophila miranda is the source of this 880-nucleotide messenger RNA. RefSeq names its product dynein light chain roadblock-type 1-like. Gene Ontology annotation, biological process: microtubule-based movement. Gene Ontology annotation, cellular component: cytoplasm; centrosome; cytoplasmic dynein complex. The record is from RefSeq and is a predicted model, not a curated record. Gene Ontology annotation, molecular function: dynein intermediate chain binding. Bases 491 to 829 code for a protein of 112 amino acids. NCBI's taxonomy places the organism in Eukaryota, Metazoa, Arthropoda, Insecta, Diptera, Drosophilidae. The transcript has 2 exons.